ACUGUUUGAUUGCAUCUAGAUCCCGGAGAGUGGAGCGUUAUUACCACACCACGACUCCAACUGGAAGCUUCUCUGGGCUGCGCCAGAAAACCCCCGUGCAGCUCCCUUUGCCAGGUCUCCCCGGAAUCCGUGUUUUGCAUCGCUCCUCAAUUUGCAUUUCUUCCUCAGAUUUUCCGUGCGACGGGUUCAGCCGCUCGAAACCAGCGGGCGCUCCACGGCUGUGUUGUACGUGCGCCUCCAUUUCCAAAGCAAUACGCACAGAGAAAGAAGAGACCCUCUGGAAAUUCUUAUUGAAAUAAUGUUGCCGAAGCUGCACGGACGAGGAAACUGAGGACAUUUUUUAUUUAGCGUUAUUUCUGUUGCGUACCUACGGAGACAGACACGUGUCUUCGGGGUAAACAGAAAGGGCUAGAUCGUGUCAACAGAUAUCCUUGUGUUAUUUUUUUUCUCCCCCCUCUUUUGUUUGUAAUAGACGGUCGAGUUCGAGCUUGGCGACGAGCUCUACAUUUCACUUCGUGCGCCUUGGUGAUAAAGACGCAUUUGGAGAUGUCGGAAGUACUACCUUUCAACGAAGAAAAAAUGAGUCAUUAUGGAAAUGAGGGCGACGAGGGACACCUUUCCUUCACCUGUCGUCUUCAAGACACCAACAACUUCUUCAAUGGCUCACAAAAUAAACGUCCGCCCAAACUCGGGCAAAUAGGCAGGAGCAAACGGGUUGUGAUUGAGGAUGAGAAUGGCGACGACGAAGCACUGAAAAAUGGGACAGAGAAGACCCCAGCAGAGGCUUAAGCGCCCGGCUCUCAGACAACCCCCCAAAAGACUCUCUUGAAAAAAAUUUUGUAUGGCGAUAUUUACCAGUUUUAAUCCAAAGACACUGUAUAUAAGCACUUUCUCUCAUGUGGCAGCAAGCAGCACUUCCACGCCCUCCUCUCCAAGUCAGUCAUGGCCAUCCGGGUGUCACACACUGGCAGGGGGUGGGAGAUGGCAGCAAAAAGGAGACCCCCAAGGUGGACCCCCCUGACACACUCAGAUACACACAGACACACUCACACAAACAAACUCUGAUUCCAGGGUUUUUCGCCAUAAAUCCAAACGCAGGAGACGACGACAAAAAAAAGGGGGGGGGCGAUGCUGUCGAAAUGCAGAAAUCAGGGACAGGAAACAGAGAUAAAUCUGAUUUAAAACUAAAGCACACACUUCUCUCUCUUCUAUAUCUUAUCAAUCAAACCUUCGGUACCAUUCUUUCUGCUCUUUACUUUGAUCGAGGGCAAAUGAAUAACAGAGUUUGUAAAUAUGGAAAGCGUAGCCCAUAUUUUCUUGCACAAAGUGGGAGGCUGUAAACUGGUUGUUCUCUGUGUUGAUGACUUUAUUUAUUGAUCCUUUUGGAACAUGUUUUUGCCGUGACUAAAGGCCCGAGGGAGUGUUUUUUUGUAUGUCAAGAAAACUGGAGUGAAUGACAGUGACAUUAUUUUUUCACUUAAUGAUUCUCGAUGUUGCCUGAGUGUUUUUUGUUACCAUACUUUGCAGCUAAUGAGUCAUUUAUAUACUGUGUACCUUCCACCUGUUUGUAAGCUUCCCAGGCUUUCCACCUGGAUUGGUUGAUACUGUAACUUGACUGUACACACCCUAUUGAUAAACUAUUUAUAUUGCAUUGUGCAUUAUCGUGUGUGCCAAAUCUCAUGAGGGGGAUAUACUGUAACCGGACUACUUGUUCUUUUUAUUUUUGUGCUUUCUACAUUUCCUCAUACGAUUCAGUUGUUUCGUUGGGUUGCCAUUUUUUAGGGCUCUUUCUUAAAAACACUGAAAUACCAACUCAUGCAUGGCGAAACUAUUGAAAUCAUGCAUGCACGGCAGAAGUUCUGAAACUCUUGUGUAUUCUUGAAGCACCUCGUAUACAGCUUUGAAUGACGAACCUCGAGAAACAGUCUUAACUCUGCAUUGUACUGUACGAUUCACUGAUUUGUACAGUGGCCUAAUAUCUUGUAAUAAAGAUUAUGACAAAG
This is a messenger RNA of Cheilinus undulatus (humphead wrasse), 2003 nucleotides long. RefSeq names its product calcium/calmodulin dependent protein kinase II inhibitor 1 (gene camk2n1). Lineage: Eukaryota; Metazoa; Chordata; Actinopteri; Labriformes; Labridae. Gene Ontology annotation, molecular function: calcium-dependent protein kinase inhibitor activity; protein kinase binding. The transcript has 2 exons. Gene Ontology annotation, biological process: negative regulation of protein kinase activity. The record is from RefSeq and is a predicted model, not a curated record. Bases 547 to 789 code for a protein of 80 amino acids.